UAUAACUUUGUCAAUCAAAUUAUUUUGUCAUCAACAUGCUAAAAUAUUUCAUUUUGUCGCUAUUGUUUUGUGUUGCCUUGGCUGAACAAUCAGCAACUCACCAACUGCUGCACAUUUAUCCAGAAAAUGAUGUCCACUUGACAUUUCUGGAAAGUCUAAGAAAUAAAUACGAUGUGUGGUACGCCGCCAGCGAUCGUUACGACAUCCUCCUACCCCUCCCACAAGUUCAGUCUCUACAGAUUGAAUUGCAAGACGCAGGCCUGACCUCAAAAAUUUUCAUUGAAGAUAUUAAUAAAAUUAUCGAUGAUGAAAGAGAGCGCUUAAGAGUAAAGGCCCCAGGAUUUGAUUACGAAGACUUCAACAACUUGACUAUGUGUAACCAAGAGUUGGACAAAAUUGCCGCCAAAUGCAUUCCUGGGUUUGUUUGCACGAUCGACUCAAUCGGAGACUCGACAGAAAAAAGACCCAUAAAAAGAUUAAAAAUAUCGCGAAGAGAUUCAAAAAGAAAAAUAGUUUGGUUGGACGCAACGACACAUGCUAGAGAGUGGCUAACGACCGCUACGUUGUUCAAGAUCGUGAAACAUAUGCAAGAUAAUUACAAUGGGGAUUCGCUCGUGAAGUCACUGCUUGACAAAUAUGAUUGGCACUUCAUUCCUAUUGUGAACCCAGAUGGAUACGACUUUACUUGGACACAAAAUCGAAUGUGGAGAAAAAAUCGUCGAAUGAACAUGAAGCCUCGGUGCCCUGGUGUCGAUCUCAACCGAAAUGCAGACAAUGCAUGGGGAACAACCGGAAGUGGUGAAGAUGAAUGCUCUGAGAUAUACAGAGGACCAAAGGUUGCCUCGGAGCCAGAGACACAAGCUCUCAAGAGGCAAUACAAUUUACUUGGGCAAAACGUCUUGGAAGUUAUUAACAUUCAUGCUUAUGGUCAAUACUGGAUGACUUCUUACGGGCACGUGAACCCUGUGACAAAAAAGUGUUACGAAGCACCUGAUGAAAAAGAAACGGUAAGAAUUGCAAAUGCAGCCGCUGAUGCCAUUCAGGAAGUUUUCAACACAACUUGGAAAAGAGGACCAACAUGCACAACCAUGUACAUUGCAUCAGGUUUGCUGAUUGACGAUGCCAAGGACAGGUCCGGCAUAAGAUACACGGCAGUUCCCGAGGUCAGAGGAAAUGGAUUCGUCGUACCUCCCUCUGAAAUCACUCCUUCCUUCAAAGAAAUUUGGGCAGGUGUCACUGCCAGUAUCAAGGCCAUUGAAGAUGGUCCAUUCUUUAGUGAUAAUUAACUUUAAACCUCAAAUGCCAAAAAUUUAUUACAAUGGAUGUUCAAAAUUUUUGACAAACUUUUAAUAUCGCUGUUAAUGUAGACUAGCUUUCUGAUCAAAUUUUGGUGUCGAAUACAAAAACGUUCAUCACCAAAA
Messenger RNA from Helobdella robusta, 1421 nucleotides. RefSeq lists its product as hypothetical. Gene Ontology annotation, biological process: proteolysis. The record is from RefSeq and is a predicted model, not a curated record. Bases 36 to 1286 code for a protein of 416 amino acids. Gene Ontology annotation, molecular function: metallocarboxypeptidase activity; zinc ion binding. Lineage: Eukaryota; Metazoa; Annelida; Clitellata; Rhynchobdellida; Glossiphoniidae. The transcript is spliced from 13 exons.